CUUUUUUAUCGCAUAGCAUUCAAGUCAGCUGUUUCACUGACUUUUUAAAAUUUUUGUUUAUACGGCCAUGGCUAAGAGUAAAAAACAAUUACGUGAACAUUUCGCUGCCAAAGAAGCCGCUCAGGCCACCAAUGAUCAACUGGACACGUGUAAUGAUGCCUACACAAGUGGAGCAUUUCAAUAUUUACGAUUUGUUGUGCAUUUGCUGUCUGCCGCUCAAUUCUCGUAUGGGAUUUACUAUCACUACUAUCGAGUCCAUUGGCCCUCCGAUCUUGUCGAUGAGGAGGAGGGAUUGAAGACACGUUGGGGUGGCAAAUUCAAAUAUCUAACAUUCCUGGAUGUCAUCCUGCAGGCAUUCUAUCAUACUGUGGCACUAUUGAACGAUAUAUUUGGCGAUAAUACAGUGACACUUCAUUCAAAAUCAAAAUUACGUUUAAUACGUGAUUAUGUUUUUGCCACAUUCGCCUUUCCAGUGGCUCAUAAUGUAUGCAUUUCGUUUUGGGUCAUCUACGCUUGGGACAGAGAGUUGAUCUUUCCCACUGCACUAGAUGCCAUAUUUCCCAGCUGGCUAAACCACGUGGUACACACAAAUGUCGCCCUCUUGGCCAUUUUAGAUCUUUUUACCUGUUUCCGACGUUAUCCAGGCUUGGCCGGCAUUGUCGGUAAUCUCACCUUUAUGCUACUCUACAUCAUUUGGUUGCACAUAGUUCGCUAUUUCAGUGGACUCUGGGUGUAUCCUUUGCUGGAAGUAUUACCAUUUCCUUUCCGCUACCUGAUGUUGGCCGCCUUAGUCGGUUUCAAUUUGGUUUGCUAUUUCCUUGGCGAGUAUGCCAACAAGAUUGUCUGGGCACCGGAAUUAAAACUGCUGCAGCAGCAAAAGAUUAAACAGGGUUAGGUAGUUUCAAUAUAUAUAUAUUUUUUUUAUUUUAGUUACAACAAAUAUACGUAGAUGUAACUUUAAAAAAUUUUGUAAACUUUUGUAGGCACGAUUUUUUUGUUUUGUAAUACAAAAUACAUUCUUUCACUUUU
Molecule: messenger RNA, 1029 nt
Organism: Drosophila willistoni
Lineage: Eukaryota; Metazoa; Arthropoda; Insecta; Diptera; Drosophilidae
Product: androgen-induced gene 1 protein
Exons: 2
Coding region: 68-895 (275 amino acids)
Cellular component (GO): membrane; endomembrane system
Source: RefSeq, a predicted model, not a curated record